Messenger RNA from Kickxella alabastrina, 465 nucleotides. RefSeq lists its product as uncharacterized. Bases 1 to 465 code for a protein of 154 amino acids. Gene Ontology annotation, cellular component: mediator complex; core mediator complex. The transcript has 5 exons. Gene Ontology annotation, molecular function: transcription coregulator activity. Lineage: Eukaryota; Fungi; Kickxellomycota; Kickxellomycetes; Kickxellales; Kickxellaceae. The record is from RefSeq and is a predicted model, not a curated record. Gene Ontology annotation, biological process: regulation of transcription by RNA polymerase II.
AUGCCAGACGAGUCGCAGCAGGGCGCCCAACAGCUCGACGCAUCAUACCCCGCUCCGCCAGACUACUUUGCUCUGUUCACCGACGAAAACAUCGCCCGCCUCCAAUCCACAAACCAGGAUACCCUGUCAGACCGCGGUGCCGCCGACCCUUGGCUCGACCCGCAGAAGAUACCCCAGCUACUCAACCACUCGGUCGUCUUUGAGUUUCUCGACCUCGUGGACCGCAUCCGCGACAUCUUCGUCAACAUCCACCACCUGAUCAACGAGUACAGGGGCCACCAGGCCAAGGAGUCCCUCAAGCUUAUGCUGCGCCAGCAGAUCGAGUCUAAAAGAACGCCUCUGCCAAUCUUGCCGCCGCCGCCUCUGCCCAACGACGAUGCCACCACCACUGCCAAAGACACGUCCUCUCUUGCUGCCGUGCCCUCCUCUCCUGAUAGCCACACACACGUCGCGACUCUGGCCUGA